AUGUUCCUGGGCGGCUCUGUCCUCACCACUUUGCCCACCGAUCCAACUACGGCACAGAUGUUUUAUCUUGAUCUAUCGAGGCCCUGGCAUACCGGCAGCCCAGCCUACCAGCAACUUUCCAAUGGUUACGCGGGUAGACGGUUUGCAAGCGCACUCAUGAAGAACAAUCAAGAAUGGUUUGUCUUCAUCAACGGCACAGCCUAUAGCUAUGGCCUUGGUUCAGGCAGCUGGAGAAGACUUAAGCAAACCACUUAUGCUAAUACUGGCCUUGGACUGGCAGCCGCUACAAAUCCUGUCUCGGGUUGGGUCUAUAUUCCAAACGGAUACUAUUCCAUCGAAACAGGCAAACGGCUGAUGACUUAUGAUCCAAGAACAGAAGACUAUUAUUACGAACAAACUUCACAGCCGGACCUUGUUCAGAUGAAUAAUUACAUGGUGACAUGGGCGCCUGGGCUGAAAAGUUUAUUGGUCUUUGGCGGAUCCAUUAUUGAGACAUUUUUCACUCGCGACAGUUUAUACGCACUAAAUGAUGAAGAAGGCUGGAAGACCCUAGCAACAAACGGAUUUAGGCCUUCAGCUCGACUCUUGGGCUGCUUCAUCCCCGCGUAUGGCGGUACAAAGAUGAUUCUCUUUGGGGGCCUAGGGAAUGGCCCAUCAGCAUCAGAGCCAGGCACUGUCCUUGGAGAUAUCUAUAUUCUAGAUGUUGCAACGUUGACAUGGACUCGGGGUACUGAUGUUGGGCUGUCGGGUGCACGAGCUGGACAUGUGUGUGCCUUUAGGAACCCCACCGAAAGUCCAGAAUCGCCUAACCUGCUAGUGAUCAUUGGCGGUAGCAUUGGUAUUGUGGCCUUGCUUGCCUUCCUCGGUGCAGUAUUCUGGCGUCACAAGAAAAAUAAAGAGUAUGUCAAACCUAGUACUGGCUUAGUGGUUUCACCAGAUGUGGACCCACCUGUGCUUUUGGUCGCUCCUGAACCACUUAGCCAAGACCCGUACCGCCAUUAUGCUCCUCCUCACCAGGUAUCAACACUAAUGCAAGCACAAACCCAGACACAAGGACAACAGACAUUUCCUAAUCAAAUCCAAACACCGGCGUAG
Lobosporangium transversale is the source of this 1095-nucleotide messenger RNA. RefSeq lists its product as hypothetical. The coding region runs from base 1 to 1095 and encodes 364 amino acids. Gene Ontology annotation, molecular function: protein binding. Lineage: Eukaryota; Fungi; Mortierellomycota; Mortierellomycetes; Mortierellales; Mortierellaceae. The record is from RefSeq and is a predicted model, not a curated record. The transcript has 2 exons.